AUGGCAAGCAACAAUGACCCUCCCGCUGGCAGCAAUCCCAACAAUUCGUUGCUACUCAGCGACGGUGAAGCCAUUUUGAAGAACUUGAGAACUCGGCGAUUGCUGCACGUGUUGGACAUUAUGGACGAAGAAUCCAGCAGAUCGUUGUCGGCAAGAUCCUCGUUUCUUGUCAAGGAAGACGCUGCCACAAUCGACUCUGAUUUAUCAGAUGACGAUGUGGCUGGAGCAGUCAGCGCCCCAACGGGCAGCACGAGAACCACAAUUGCUUUUGGGGGAGCUCAGGACGACGACGUCGAACGCACAUCACCCAAGGACGUCAGCCCUUCUCCACCACCUCCAAAAAAGAACUCUGCCUCACAAAGUUGCCUCCAACGUGCUGUGGCACAACUGGCCGAGGAAAACCUGCAGCAAAAGAGAAAGACUACUUUUGCCAGAUCCAUGGCUGUCUUUGGAGUCGGGGCAGGAGUGGUUGGUUUUAGCUUGGCUUUGAUGUUUUACUUGCAUAAGGAUUGCUGA
Messenger RNA from Seminavis robusta, 516 nucleotides. Lineage: Eukaryota; Bacillariophyta; Bacillariophyceae; Naviculales; Naviculaceae. The record is from the annotation of a GenBank genome assembly.